AUGCUGCUCGGGAGCUUUAUGAGCCGAUUUAGAAACUUGCGCUUCGAGUUUUGGCUCUUGCGGUAUAUCCUUGACCCUCCUCAACGAGCCGCAAACGAGCUUCCGCUAUUCCCACUCUCUUCUGACAGCCGAGCAUUGCACGCUGGCGUUCGAGGCGUGCUCGGCGACUUAAGAUUACUCCCGGCCGGCGGGCCCGCCCGAGACUCCGACCCUGAAAAACCCUUCUUUUCCUCGGUGACGCCACGCUUUUCCACGCUCCCGAGCGACUCGACCCUCGAGACCCCUUCUGAACCCAAACUGCUUCCACAAUCCUCGUGCGCAUGCCCUUCCAUGACCGUCGGAAGCCCGGUGGCGGCCCAUUCGUCGAGCCUCCCGAGCUCUCCCGACUUGGCUAUCGCGUGGUCGUGGGAAAAGCUACUAUUCCCCAUGUGGAUGCUGAAAAGGGACUCGUUCGAGGCUGCGCUCCAGUCCGCCGGGUUCACGGGCCGGGCCGAGAAUAUCGAGGCCGGGAUUCGGUUCGGGUCGUACCCGACGGGCCCGUCUGGGCCUGCCCAGUAG
This is a messenger RNA of Striga asiatica, 558 nucleotides long. The record is from the annotation of a GenBank genome assembly. Lineage: Eukaryota; Viridiplantae; Streptophyta; Magnoliopsida; Lamiales; Orobanchaceae.